CUCCUUAUCCAUUCUCCUUCACUAAUUUCCUUCACUCUCACCACUACCAAAUCAACACUGUUCCACCAAUCAAUUAAGCCAAAGAAAUCUGAGCUUGAAUUCCCUCAAAUUGUUGCAAUGGCAGAAGCAGUGGUGUCGAUGGCUCUAGAAACCUUGCGCGAUUUGUUGAAAGAAGAACAAAUCACAAUGAUACUCCUAUUCUCAAUAACUCUCCCAAUAAUCUUGAUCUUUUAUCUUCUCCACAAAACCAAAACCCCACCAAAAACCCCUCAUCUCCUACCGGGCCCGCCGCCCCUGCCGUUGAUCGGAAACCUCCACCACCUCGCCGCCGCCCCAAACCUUCACCUCUACCUCCACCAACUCACCAAAAAAUAUGGUCCCAUUAUCCACAUGAAAUUAGGUCCAAUUCCUCUCCUAGUAGUUUCCUCACCAAACUUAGCCAAAGAAGUUUUGAAAAUUCAAGAUUCAACAUUUUGCAGCCGACCAAAAUCUUUAGGCCAACAAAAACUUUCCUACAACAACUCCGACAUAAUCUUCUCACCAUACAAUGAGUAUUGCAAGGAGAUGAGAAAAAUCACAACCAUUCAUCUCCUAAGCCCUAAAAAAGUCCAAUCCUUUCGCCCCAUCCGCGAAGACGAGAUCUCUCGUAUGAUCUCGAAGAUUCGGGAAGCUUCCGAUGAAAAUCGAGCUGUGAAUAUGAGUGAGAUGGCUGUCUCACUCGGCAUUAACUUGAUAUGCAAGAUUGCCUUCGGCAAGGAAUGUCCUAGAAGGUUCGAUGAGCUUCUAGAAGAAGUUCAGGCCGUGGCCGUGGCUUUCUACGUGUCGGAUUACUUUCCGGCCUUCGGCUGGGUGGAUAAGCUCACCGGAAUGAUCGGAAGGCUCGAUUCCGCGGUGAAGAAGAUGGAUUCGUUUUAUCAGGAGCUCAUCGACGAGCAUCUUGAUCGGAAAAGAGUGAAGGAGGUGGAGGAAGAGGAUGGUGAUGUUCUUGAUGUGUUGAUUCAGCUCAAAAUGCAACACAAGAUUCCUUCCAUUGAUUUUGGAUGGGAUAACAUUAAAGCCAUGCUAAUGGAUAUAUUUAUAGCUGGAGCAGAAACAAGUUCAUCCGCAAUUAUUUGGACGAUGACAGCUCUAAUGAAAUCACCCAACAAUAUUAAGCAGAAAUUGCAAAAUGAAAUCAGAAGUUUAGUAGGAGAAAAGGGCAAAGUAGAUGAAGAUGAUUUGCCUAAACUUCCAUAUCUAAGAGCAGUAGUAAAUGAAAGCAUGAGGUUGUACCCUCCUGGUCCACUGCUUAUACCUAGAGAAACAAUAGAGAGAUGCACCCUAGAGGGCUACCAAAUUCAACCAAAAACAAUGGUUUUUGUGAACGCAUGGGCAAUUGCAAGAGAUCCCGAGUACUGGGAGAAUCCAGAUGAGUUCGUGCCUGAGAGGUUCUUGAACAGUGUAAAAGGGAAAGAUUUUGAGUUUCUUCCGUUUGGAGCGGGGCGAAGAAUGUGCCCCGGAAUGGCUAUGGGGCUUCUGAAUGUGGAGCUCACACUUGCAAAUCUACUUUAUAGUUUCGACUGGGGAUUGCCCAUCGGAGUUCAGACAGACGACGUGGAUACGACUCCUUCGCCUGGCCUCGCCAUGCAGAAGAAAACUCCGCUUCUUGUUGUGCCUAAAAAUUAUAUGAUGUUUAGUUCGGAAUAAUGUAAUCCUGCACACUUAGCAUGAACAAGUAAUGUUGUUGAUUUUGAGAUGAGGAUUCAUGGAUGUAGUAACUAGAAGGUGAUCACUAGGGUUCUUACGUCAUGUAUGAUGUUACAAAUGAGAUCUCAUGUCCCAUAUUUUAUUGUGUCACAUUUCACUAUUAA
Salvia miltiorrhiza (redroot sage) is the source of this 1850-nucleotide messenger RNA. RefSeq names its product 6,7,8-trihydroxycoumarin synthase-like. The transcript has 2 exons. The record is from RefSeq and is a predicted model, not a curated record. NCBI's taxonomy places the organism in Eukaryota, Viridiplantae, Streptophyta, Magnoliopsida, Lamiales, Lamiaceae. Bases 118 to 1686 code for a protein of 522 amino acids. Gene Ontology annotation, molecular function: iron ion binding; monooxygenase activity; oxidoreductase activity, acting on paired donors, with incorporation or reduction of molecular oxygen.